Drosophila hydei is the source of this 836-nucleotide messenger RNA. RefSeq lists its product as uncharacterized. Lineage: Eukaryota; Metazoa; Arthropoda; Insecta; Diptera; Drosophilidae. The record is from RefSeq and is a predicted model, not a curated record. The transcript has a single exon. Bases 3 to 665 code for a protein of 220 amino acids.
CCAUGCCUUUGCUGCUGGCUGCAAACAAGUUUCAGUCAGGUUUUUGGUCUCAGUUGCUGCACACGCCACAAGCCAGACAAGCGUCUGUGGCAGACACAACUACGUUUAAAGCAAUUAUUAGCGACUUUAAAGAAAACUUAGGAGCACUUGGAAUGAUGACGCAGACGCGGAUACUACUGCUUUUCCUGCUAUCGCUCUGCAUCGGGCAGCUGCAGGCCGCGCCCAUCAUCUGCGGAUCAGAUGCCCAGGCCAGUGUCAAGUCGACUGACGCCGCCGAGGUGACACCCAAGCCCAACGAGGUGAAUCAGUUUCUGCACAAUGUGCAGUGCACUCUGGAAAAAGCCAAGCCCUGGAUCGACGACCUGGAGACGGAGGCCAAGCGCCUGGAGGAGACAGCCAAGCGCGUCGGCCUAAGCAUCGUGACUCGCUUUGGCGAUCUCAUAGACACGCUGCUCGGCACAGUUGGCGACAGGAAGCGCAUAGCUAGCGCUGAUUCCGCUAAGAUCACGACCCCAGCCACGCCCAGCGAAAACCCAGAGCGAGACGUGGUACCGGCUACCGAUUUGGAGCUUGGACAGGUGACGCAUUCCACAGAAUCGCCAACAAAUGGCCUCGCUCCCAAUGAGGCGGAGAAUGAAAUUACAAAUGUUGAGCCACUCAAGUAGACGCGCCUGCCCCAGCGAAUUUAUUUAUACCUAUAGUAUAUACCCAUAUAUUUAUUUAUCUAGUUUUAGAUUACCGCUAAUGAAAUGUACUCGUAGUCUUGGAUGUCAUACGGUGUGAAUCACAAACAAUAACAUGAUUUUUUUUUUGAUAAACGAAAAAUAAAGAGCGAU